Molecule: messenger RNA, 4047 nt
Organism: Tetrahymena thermophila SB210
Lineage: Eukaryota; Ciliophora; Oligohymenophorea; Hymenostomatida; Tetrahymenidae
Product: kinase domain protein
Exons: 33
Biological process (GO): nucleocytoplasmic transport; activation of GTPase activity; protein phosphorylation
Cellular component (GO): perinuclear region of cytoplasm; cytosol; nucleus
Molecular function (GO): ATP binding; small GTPase binding; GTPase activator activity
Source: RefSeq, a predicted model, not a curated record
AUGUAGCAAAGAAUAGAGGAAAUAGCAAAAAAGACCUAGGGUUGCAGUAUCGACAAUCAAAGAAUCUUAAUGUUCUUCUAACAGUUUAGAAAGUAGCAGAAACAUUACAAUGAUUUUGAAUAUUUGGGAAAUGGAUCAUUUGCUUUGGUAAUUAAAGCUUUUAACAAGACUUCUCAAAAGCAUGUAGCCCUAAAAAUUGUUCUAUGCAACUAAAAUGAACCUAACGACGCGGAGUCAGUUUUGAAAGAGUACAAUUUACUUUUGAAGAUUAAGAAUUGUCCGUAUCUUGUUGAUGUUUACAAUCAAUUCUAUGUCUAUGAAGAAAAGAUCUUAAUCGAUGAUUCAGAUGAUGAAGAAUAAAUAGGAGAAAAACCUAAAAAGCAAAAUGAAAUAUUGAAGUCCUUCUUAGUCCUAGAACUCGAGUUUUGCAACACAAAUUUAGCAGACUACUUCAUAUAUUGCAGAGAUAAGAAGCAAUAUCCUGAUAAGAAAAUGAAAGAAAUCCUAACUAUUCAAAUUCUUGAUGGAAUAUCCUUCCUUCAUUAGAAGUAAUUCCUACAUCGAGAUAUUAAGCCAAACAACAUUCUUCUCAAGUUUGAUAACUAAAACAAUCCAAUUAUCAAGAUUUGUGAUUUAGCUUUUGCUUCUUUCAUAUCUCCAAGCUAAUCGAAGAUCCACACUAAACAGAAAGGAACUAAGGAAUAUAUGCCUCCAGAAUCUGAGUCUGACAUAUGGAGAAAAGAAAGUGACUUAUUCUAAGUUGGGAUAGUUCUAUUAGAACUUGAUAACAUUGAAAAAUUCGACUUCUUGAAGACCACAGAAAAUGAAAGGUAUGCUCUUAGAAACGGUUAAAUAUUCCCAACCUAAUCUCUUGACAGAAAAUCUAACAUUUUCGAAAUUGCUUAAACUUUCUUGAAUCCUAACUUUAAAGCACGUUAAUCUGCUUAAAUGUUUCUUGAAUAGCUUAUUUGGAAAGAUUAGUAAUAUCAAAAUAUAGAAUUGAGUUCUAUCAUCAUAAUGCCAUAAUUAGGGAAGAAAGUGCAUGAAAUACUCAAUAGCAAUGCUCAAUAAGAAUAAGAUCUUAAUUUAAGCUAAAAUAUUCAAGAAUCUAUGAUGAAGUCCUAAAUCAUGCACAAGGUAAGCUAGAUCAAUUAAUAAAGUAAAAACUAAAUCAGUUAGGUUUAAAAUUCUGUUUAAGCCAUGUCAUAAUCUUAGAUUUAUUAGGAUUAAAUUUAGAUCUUGCUGAAUGAUUACUAAAACUUGAAAAUAUAAAGAAUUUUUACAGAAGAGGAGUUGAAAAAAGCAAUGCUCUAACUGUUUAACAAUAAAAAUUAUAGUAAGAGCUUUUAUCUUAUCAAUUAAGGAGGUAAAGGAGUUAUUAUUGGAGGAUAUAAUUUAAAAGAUAAAAGAGAUUGUGUACUGAAAAUAUAAAAGGUUUAAUCAAAAUCUAGAAUAAUAAAAGAAACCGGCAUUCUUAAAUCCUGUUAAAUGGAUUUAAUUAUCAAAUUAUAUGAUUCAUUUUAUCUUAAUGUCAUUUAAAAGGAGGAUUUUAUCGUAUAUGAGCUAGAAAAGUGCUCUUGCGACCUUAAAUCUUACUUAGAAAAAAUGCAAAAUGAUUAACAAUUUACUUAAAAAAUUAAAGAAGAAAUUGCUAUUUAAAUGAUAGAUUCUGUUAAUUACAUACAUCAACAUAAUAUCAUCCACAGAGAUAUUAAGCUUUAAAAUUUUUUAGUUUAAGAAAGUAAUAGCUCUAUCCCAAUAAUCAAAUUAAGUGACUUUGAUGAGGCUGAUUAUUUAGGAUCAGAUUAUGUGAUAGAUUUAGAUCAUUUUUAUUUUACUGGAGAAUUUAUUAUAAAAUUUUUCAAAGAACCUAAUUGCGAUGGGUGUGGAACAUUUGGUUUUUGGGCACCUGAGCAAAUAUAUCAGAAGGAAUCAACAAAAGAAAGUGAUGUAUUUAGUCUAGGAAUAUCUUUAUCUUUGUUAGAUAAUUUUUAAAAAUUACAACCUGUAUAUCACUUAGAAUGUUUGAAAUUCGGUAAAGAAUUUGUGGAACCUUUUCAACCUUAUAAAGGUGAACUAGAUAUAAUAAAUAGACUAACAUAAAUUUAUUAGAAAGCUAUUAUGCACUCUUUAGUUUAUGAUAAACAUAAAAGAAAAAAUUUAUCAUAAAUUUUAGAUGGUUUUAGAUAAAAUUAUUUUUCUAAAGAGAUAAACAAAAUUGUAUAUUAUCUUAAAAUAAGGGCAAGGGAAAAAUAAAUUGAUGCAGAAGGAGCAAAACAUAUUGGAAUGAACUUAGAAAAGUGUAAAAAUAUAACUUCUUUGAAUCUCAAUCUUGCGGGGAAUGGAUUUGGUGCAGAAGGAGCAAAACAUAUUGGGAUGAGCUUAGAAAGGUGUCAAAAUAUAACUUCUUUGAAUCUAGAUCUAUAGGGUAAUGAAAUUGGUGUAGAAGGAGUAAAACAUUUUGGAAUGAGCUUAGAAAAGUGUCAAAAUAUAAAUUCUUUGAAUCUCAAUCUUACGGGGAAUGAAAUUGGUGCACAAGGAGCAAAAAAUAUUGGAAUGAGCCUAGAAAAGUGUAAAAAUAUAACUUCUUUGAAUCUCAAUCUUGUGGGAAAUGAAAUUGGUGCAGAAGGAGCAAAACAUAUUGGAAUGAGCUUAGAAAGGUGUCUAAAUAUAACUUCAUUGAAUCUCGAUCUUGGUCAAAACAAAAUUGGUGCAGAAGGAGCAAAAUAUAUUGGAAUGAGCUUAGAAAAGUGUCAAAAUAUAACUUAUUUGAAUCUCAGUAUAUUGGAAAACAACAUUGGUGCAGAAGGAGGAAAAUAUAUUGGAAUGAGCUUAGAAAAGUGUCAAAAUAUAACUUCUUUGAAUCUCAAUCUUGUGAAAAACAAUAUUGGUGCAGAAGGAGCAAAACAUAUUGAAAUGUGCUUAGAAAAGUGUCAAAAUAUAACUUUUUUGAGUCUCAAUCUAGGGAUAAGCAACAUUGGUGCAGUAGGUGCAAAACAUAUUGGAAUGAGCUUAGAAAAGUGUCAAAAUAUAACUUCUUUGAAUCUCAAUCUAUUGGGUAAUGAAAUUGGUGCAGAAGGAGCAAAACAUAUUGGAAUGAGCUUAGAAAAGUGUAAAAAUAUAACUUCUUUGAAUCUCAAUCUUACGAAAAACAAGAUUGGUGCAGAAGGAGCAAAACAUAUUGGAAUGAGCUUAGAAAAGUGUCAAAAUAUAAUUUCUUUGAAUUUCAAUCUUGGGAUAAACAACAUAGGUAUAGAAGGAGCAAAAUAUAUUGGAAUGAGCUUAGAAAAGUGUCUAAAUAUAACUUCUUUGAAUCUCAAUCUUACGGGGAAUGAAAUUGGUGCAGUAGGAAUAAAACAUAUUGGAAUGAGCUUAGAAAAGUGUCAAAAUAUAACUUCUUUGAAUAUCGAUCUUGUGGAAAACAACAUUGAUGCAGAAGGAGCAAAACAUUUUGGAAUGAGCUUAGAAAAGUGUAAAAAUAUAACUUCUUUGAAUCUCAAUCUUUCAUGUAAUAUUAUUGGUGUAGAAGGAGCAAAACAUAUUGGAAUGAGCUUAUAAAAGUGUCAAAAUAUAACUUCUUUGAAUCUCAGUUUAAUAAAAAGCAACAUUGGUGCAGAAGGAGCAAAACAUAUUGGAGUGAGCUUAGAAAAUUAUCAAAAUAUAACUUCUUUGAGUCUCAAUCUAUGGCUAAACAACAUUGGAAUAGAAGGAGCAAAAUAUAUUGGAAUGAGCUUAGAAAAGUGUCAAAAUAUAACUUCUUUGAAACUCAACCUUGUGGAAAACAACAUUGGUGCAGAAGGAGCAAAACAUAUUGGAAUGAGCUUAGAAAAGUGUCAAAAUAUAACUUCUUUGAAUAUCAAUCUUGCGGGGAAUGAAAUUGGUGCAGAAGGAGCAAAACAUAUUGGAAUGAGCUUAGAAAAGUGUCAAAAUCUUAAUUCUUUGAUUCUUAUUAUCUGGAAUGGAAAUAAUUUGAAUGAAACAAUAUUUUAGAAUUUAAACUAAAUUUCUAGUAAGCUUUAAUUAUUAAAUGAAUUAAAGAUUCUUUGA